This is a messenger RNA of Fomitopsis serialis, 324 nucleotides long. RefSeq lists its product as uncharacterized. The record is from RefSeq and is a predicted model, not a curated record. Gene Ontology annotation, cellular component: mitochondrion. The transcript has 2 exons. Bases 1 to 324 code for a protein of 107 amino acids. Lineage: Eukaryota; Fungi; Basidiomycota; Agaricomycetes; Polyporales; Fomitopsidaceae. Gene Ontology annotation, biological process: mitochondrial respiratory chain complex II assembly.
AUGGCCCCGCGGUUUUCGGGCCUGCAGAAGGAAGUCCUGGCACUCUACAGACGGGCGUUGAGGAUGGCCCACUCAAAACCGCCUGCUGUCCGAGAGAAGUUUGACCUUUUCGUGCGCUACACAUUCAAAACGCGGGCGUCCUCCGUAUCCCCACGAGACGUCGCAGCCAUCGAGCAUUUGCUCCGACACGGCCGGAGGCAGGUGGAGAUGUACGAAGAUAGCAAAGUUCGGAACUGUUUCGUGAGCACGGAGAUGAUGGAGUGGGGACAGCGACACGGGAGACGGACAUUCGUGAGCGCGAUCCUACUUGACCGCUCAAUAUGA